Sclerotinia sclerotiorum 1980 UF-70 is the source of this 849-nucleotide messenger RNA. RefSeq lists its product with no specific name. The record is from RefSeq and is a predicted model, not a curated record. Bases 1 to 849 code for a protein of 282 amino acids. NCBI's taxonomy places the organism in Eukaryota, Fungi, Ascomycota, Leotiomycetes, Helotiales, Sclerotiniaceae. The transcript is spliced from 8 exons.
AUGCGUUCUUCAACAGCAAGUUUGAUUUUGGCCUUCUGCGCCAUGUUGGCAGUUCAGGCAGCGCCAAUGGAUGCUACCAAUGUCGCUCGCUCGGUUUCUGGUAUUGAGGCAAGAGCUGAGUUCGGGAUUGUGGCUCGUGAAAAUGGCUACGAUGCAGAGGGUAACGAGAUCGACUCUAACGGGAACUUGGUUGAACGUGAUACUGGCUAUAACGCGGAUGGUGAGGAAAUCGAUGAAAAUGGAAAUCCCAUUGAUAAGAGAGCCAAGAAAGGCAAGAAGCCCAAGAAACCUGAAGCACGCGCUGAGAGUUCUUAUGAUGCGGACGGAAAUGAAAUUGAUGCAAAUGGCAACUUGGUUGAGCGUGAAUACAACGCUGCUGGCGAAGAGAUCGACGCGAAUGGAAACGUGGUCGAAAAGAGAGCCAAGAAGGCCAAAGAUGCCAAGAAGGGCAAGAAGCCACAGAAAGCCGAGGCACGCUCUGACAGUUCUUACGAUGCCGACGGAAAUGAAAUUGAUGCAAAUGGCAACUUGGUUGAGCGUGGUUACGAUGCCUAUGGCAAUGAGAUUGACGAGAAUGGAAAAUUAAUCGAUCGUGAUACCGAAUAUGAUGCCAAUGGUAAUGAAAUCGACGAUAAUGAUAGCGACAACGACAACGACAACGAUAACGACAACGAAGAGUAUGAUGCACAAGGAGACGAACUUGAUUCCAAGGGAAACAUCGUCCAGCGUCGAAACAAGAAGGACAACAAAAAGGCUCAGAAAACACGUAGAGAAUACGAUGCCUACGAUCCCCAAUAUGACGAAGCAGGCAAUGAGAUCGACAAAGAUGGAAACUUGGUUAACAUCUAA